Molecule: messenger RNA, 1524 nt
Organism: Neltuma alba
Lineage: Eukaryota; Viridiplantae; Streptophyta; Magnoliopsida; Fabales; Fabaceae
Product: probable microtubule-binding protein TANGLED
Exons: 4
Coding region: 131-1306 (391 amino acids)
Biological process (GO): cytokinesis by cell plate formation; regulation of phragmoplast microtubule organization
Cellular component (GO): microtubule associated complex; preprophase band
Molecular function (GO): microtubule binding
Source: RefSeq, a predicted model, not a curated record
GAGAGAAGAGAACAAAAAUUCAUUCCCAAUCUUUGGUUGGGUGCUUUGCUGGAGAGAAAAAGGUUUGGGGUCGGAGUCUGAGAUUAAAAUUUUGAGAUCGACCCUCGUGUUUCCUUCGGAUAGCGCAAAGAUGGUUGCGAGAACCCCACCAAAGUCGAAGAAAAUGUUAGCUGCACUCAAUCCUCUCCUCGUCAGAGAAACAUUAAACAAGAUGGACCAGUGCAUGGCUCGGCUUCAGGAACUUCAGUAUACUGUGACCGGUGGGACGAAAGUAGUUUCAGGGGUGAAUCUGAGCCCUCGCAGUACCAGAGGCUAUCUAAGAACCAGUCUGAGGUGCAAGCAAGAAUCACUCAGGAUCAUGAAUGGCGCCCGUUCCAGAUCUCCAAAAGGGAAGUUUCCAGCAAAUACAGGAGGUGAAUGGAAGCGAAUGUCAUUGCCAGCAAUGCUUGUGGGUGAAACUCUUGGAGAAAUUCUACAGGCAAGUCAAUUUGCCAGGGAUAUUGUUUCAGCAGUGGCUAGGAAAACUGAUACAGAGGACCCGAGAACUCCGGUACCACCACAACGGACAAAACAGAAAUUACAACAUCCAGAAAACACCCAACUCAAAGCUAAAAGGAAGAAAGAGAAGCAAACCAAGCCAGGAUCGGCUCGAUCAGAAUCAUCGUCCCCCUCACUUGGAAGGGCUCGUUCAAGAAUCAAUUUUAAGGUAUCUCCCCAGAAAGUUAGAGAAUUUGAUAAAGAAAAUAACAGGUAUAUGGCAAACAGGGUGUCUCCGAGGAACAGGCCUUGGGCUAAGAAGACUGUACUAUUCCCCAACCCUUUAUUCCUGUCUACGCCUUCUUCACAGCAACACAAGUUCUGCAAGACAAGAUCUCCUGUUAUAUCAAGAAACAGAGGAACUCCACACAAGUUCCUGAUUAAGUCUCCACCUUCUUCUAAACUGCAACCCAAGAACAAAAGCCCACAAUCUAAAUUCCAAGCCAUGGUUAAAAGUCCACCAUCCAGGGUCCAUACCCAGACCAAAAGCCCUCCGUCCAAAUUCCAGGUGAAGAUUAGAAGCCCACCAGUUCUGUCUAUUUCUUCACCUACCAGACCCCCGAGUCUCAUGAAAAAGACUUCUCCCAAGAGGUCGGCUGCAUCCAAGCUGCGUCGAUCUUUCUCUCCAUCUAGGCUGGCGACCAGGUUAGCUUCACUUUCUCCAUUGAGGAGCAAGAGAAGUGCAAGCGUACAGAAAAGUGACGGAUUAGUGAGUGGACUGAAACAGCGUCCGCCUUCAACAGUGCAAUUCCCUGCUCGAAGGAUUUGAUGACAUGUUCACCUGCCAUCGUUUUAUUUCGUACUUAAGUCAAGGAAUUCUUCUUGUCCAUAGCUACAUAUUCUUUCCUUUUAUGUUUGGUAAUUGGUGGUGUGUAUCCUUUUUCUCUUGUUAUGUCAAUAAAUUUUCUCCUCUUCAACAUUUUUUUCCCCACAUAGACGACCAAUGGCGAAUUUAAUGUCAAUUGCCCUUUAUCUGUUCAUCAAAAA